AGUAAGCAGGAUGUCCAAAGUGAAAGAGAUUCUUGAUGAUUUGCCGGAUGAAAUAAUGAAAAAUACAGCUAAACUUUCUUUGAUGGCGGAUAGGUUCGGCAACACGUUUUAUUUCGGCAAUGCCGGCAGCUUCUGGUCUCCACCGUUUCGGAUUGGUGCCGACACUGACUACAGAACACACGCACGUAGUAUCAGAGACAUGGAGAUACGCCCUGAUGACGUCAUGAUAUGCUCGUAUCCCAAGACAGGUCUACAUUGGCAGCAAGAGAUAAUAAACAUGCUCAUGCACAAAGCGGACACACUGAGCACCAAGAUAGAUAAUAACAUCUGUUUCUUAGACUCUCUACCAGUACACGUCCUCUCCACCAGAGAGUCACCAAGGCUUCUUGUAACUCAUAUGCCAUUUAAAAAUGUUCCCAAGCAAGCUUUGGAAAAGAAAAUUAAAAUAGUUUACUUGGACAGAAAUCCUAAAGAUGUUCUUGUGUCUUAUUACAACCAAGUUCACAAGAACAAAUAUCCCGUACAUUAUCCGGGAACAUUUGAGCAAUUUGUGUAUCUCAAUCUGGAAGUUGGUUUUAGAUACGGCGACUUGUUCACCUAUCUGAUACACUGGCAAGACGGUAUUGAUGCUAACCCAGAUGUUCCAAUCUACAAAUCAGUUUACGAGGAUGUGAAACUAGAUGAAAAAGCUGGCGUGAAAAAACUCAAUGAGUUUCUGGGGACUGGAUGUAGCGAGGAGCUGUGUGAGAAGAUAGCAGAGGCCUGUAACUUUGACAGAAUGAAACCUAUAAGAGAAGCCAAUUCAGCAGAAGAACAAAAUAGCUUUAAAAUAAGUAGCUAUUAUAGAAAAGGUGCUGUUGGCGACUGGAAAAACUGGUUCACUGAAGAUUUAAACGAAGAAUUCGAUAGAGAAUACAAGAAACACAUGGCUGACUACAGGACUGUCUACAAAUAUACUUUAGAUUAG
Molecule: messenger RNA, 967 nt
Organism: Physella acuta
Lineage: Eukaryota; Metazoa; Mollusca; Gastropoda; Physidae
Product: sulfotransferase 1E1-like
Molecular function (GO): sulfotransferase activity
Source: RefSeq, a predicted model, not a curated record